Molecule: messenger RNA, 465 nt
Organism: Gymnogyps californianus (California condor)
Lineage: Eukaryota; Metazoa; Chordata; Aves; Accipitriformes; Cathartidae
Gene: AGRP
Product: agouti related neuropeptide
Exons: 3
Coding region: 4-465 (153 amino acids)
Biological process (GO): adult feeding behavior; neuropeptide signaling pathway; positive regulation of feeding behavior
Cellular component (GO): extracellular region
Molecular function (GO): type 1 melanocortin receptor binding; neuropeptide hormone activity
Source: RefSeq, a predicted model, not a curated record
ACCAUGCUGAACGUGCUGCUGCUGUGCUGCGGGCUGCUGCAGGGGAUCCAGGCCAUCCUCACCGCCGACCUCAGCUGCGGCCACCUGCAGAAGGCGAGCGGCGGGCUGGAGGGGGCGGACAGAGCCCGCUACUCCAGCCUGCUACGGAAAGUCAAGGAGGUGUCUGCGGAGCCGGCGGGACCUCUCCCCAGGCUGGGGCUUGAGCAGAUGGCCCUGGAGGUCCCAGAAGCCGACGGUGACCUCGCGCAGAGAGGUGGUGCACUGGAACCGCAGGCAUCGUCCACAGAACUGCAAGCUGCGGGCCGCGAAGAGCGCUCCCCCCGCCGCUGCGUCCGCCUCCUGGAAUCCUGCCUUGGGCAUCAGGUCCCCUGCUGCGACCCCUGCGCCACCUGCUACUGCCGCUUCUUCAACGCUUUUUGCUACUGCAGGAAAAUCAGCAGCAGUUUCCCCUGCGGCAAGAACUAG